GCCUACAUUUCGUAAAGAAUGGCUCAUGCACAACGAGCCGGCCGCUAUCAUUAAAUAGCCACAUUUCUUCAUAUACGCCAUGGAAUUCGGGUCAAGUCGCUUUGGAGUAGCGCAGAACGCAUUAGUUCGACGCUAUGCAGCUGGUUGAGAUAGCCGUUCUGAUAACUCUCGUUACGGGGACUGUGGGCAGGAAGUUCACAUACUGCUCCUUGUCGAAAGAACUGUCCAAGAACGGUAUACCCAGAAGGCACAUGUCCAACUGGGUAUGCCUCGUAAACUCCGAAAGUGGCAUGAACACGAGGGCUAGGAACCGUAACAGAGACGGCAGCGUCGACUACGGGCUUUUCCAGAUCAACAGCCGGUACUGGUGCAGCCCUGGUCCACACAACGAAUGCCGAGUCAGAUGCAAAGAUCUGCUCUCCGACAACAUUAAAGCAGCAGUAAAAUGCGCCAGGUUAAUCCACAAAAGAAUGGGAUUCUCGGCUUGGUACGGUUGGCAGGCAAAAUGCCGGGGAAGAAAUCUCAGAAGCUACACCAAAGGCUGCAAGUUCUGAGAAAUAAACAGUUUACUCUUU
This is a messenger RNA of Dermacentor silvarum, 575 nucleotides long. Its product is annotated as lysozyme-like. Gene Ontology annotation, molecular function: lysozyme activity. NCBI's taxonomy places the organism in Eukaryota, Metazoa, Arthropoda, Arachnida, Ixodida, Ixodidae. Bases 135 to 554 code for a protein of 139 amino acids. The record is from RefSeq and is a predicted model, not a curated record. The transcript has 5 exons.